Messenger RNA from Ruditapes philippinarum (Manila clam), 1238 nucleotides. Its product is annotated as heat shock 70 kDa protein 12A-like. Lineage: Eukaryota; Metazoa; Mollusca; Bivalvia; Venerida; Veneridae. The coding region runs from base 28 to 1056 and encodes 342 amino acids. The record is from RefSeq and is a predicted model, not a curated record. The transcript is spliced from 2 exons.
AUAUCACGGUUCAUCAAGUCAUUGUAGAUGGUAAACUCCGAGAGUUACACAAAGCUAGUGGGGGGGGCCUGGGGAGGAACUAUGGUAGACAAAGCCUACGAACGAUUCCUUUCAGAUAUAGCAGGGCCAGAGACCUUUCAGCAGUUUAAGGAAGAGCACAUGGAUGAUUAUAGUGAUCUGCUCCGAACGUUUGAGGUCAAGAAACGGGAAACGUCACCAGGUCAUUCAGGCAAAGUGACAUUUCGCAUACCGCCGACAUUUGCUGAAACUAUCAAAGAUGCUACUGGAUUGUCGAUACAUGACAAAAUCUUGUCAUCACCUUUCAAUGGACAGGUUUCAUACGUAAGCGGUAAAACUAGAGUUGAUGGUCAAAUUGCUCAGUCAUUUUUCAAACAAUCAGUAGAUAGUAUUGUACAGCAUUUAGAGUCGUUAUUGGGAGAAAGGCUGAAUAAAGAAUAUACAGCUAUUGUUAUGGUUGGUGGAUUUUCGGAGUCAAACAUUCUUCAAGAUGCUGUCAAAUGCGCAUUUGGAAGAAGGUACAAUGUAAUUAUACCAGAAGGGGCUGGUUUAGCUGUCUUGAAAGGGGCCGUUAUUUUUGGUCAUCAGCCAAGCACAAUCUCCGAGCGCAUAUGCAAGUACACAUAUGGACAGAAAGUUUGCCAUGAAACAACUAGUGCUUGUAAUCAUCCCCCGACCAGGACAAAAUGGGUUGUUGGAAAAUUACACUGUUCUGAUAUUUUCGAGAAACACAUAACAAUUGGACAGACUGUAAAAUUAGAAGAAGAACAAAUGGAAAUGAUCACAAGCCCUUGUUCUGCUGACCAAACAACUAUUGGUGAGACAAUAUAUGCAUCAAAAUUGUCUGAACCCCGUCUAAUCACUGAACCAGGUUGUAUCAAAAUAGGCCAUUUUGAAAUACAUAUUCCAGAUACUUCACUAGGUACAGAUAGAAAAUUCGGAACAAUGUUUAUAUUUGGUGACAAAGAGAUUGCCGUAAAAACUGAAGAUAAACAAACAGGACAAGUUCACAUUAACUCAAUCGACUUUUUAGAAUGAUAUUUGUUCUGUAUUCCUUGUCUGGUAAAGUGAAGAUUUUCUUUGUUUAAAACUAUUUUUAGUUACGCAUAUUGUUGUUUUCAAUCAAUCCAAAUAAUCAUUUGUAAAUGAGUUCGACCUGUUUUCCAUUGACUGGUUCUAUGACGUGGUAAAGAAUGAAAAUUAUUUAACUUUUAUCUUCC